This is a messenger RNA of Ruditapes philippinarum (Manila clam), 1062 nucleotides long. RefSeq names its product bifunctional endo-1,4-beta-xylanase XylA-like. The transcript has 5 exons. The record is from RefSeq and is a predicted model, not a curated record. NCBI's taxonomy places the organism in Eukaryota, Metazoa, Mollusca, Bivalvia, Venerida, Veneridae. Bases 117 to 842 code for a protein of 241 amino acids.
UAAUAAAAAUGAUUCAUUUGCUCAGAAAUAAGGAAAUGUCAUAAAAAUUAAAAAAUACAUACAGUAAUAGGUUAGUGACAUAUCUUGUUAUAGGAGAUCACACUUCUGGAUAAAUUAUGUGUUGUAUAAAUUACGGGUUUCUUGUGUUCGUGGUAUGUCUAGCGAGCGCUUUCGCCGGAGACUACCCCCACGUAGCCAUGGGACAUGGAAUGCACGGCAACACUCACUAUGGAAACCAGGGAUUUCAUGGUUCCACAUUGCAAAAUUUCUAUCCCGGUGACUGGAACAAUCAAAGAAUGGGGUCAUAUCAGUAUUUUGAUUACGAAAGUUCGCCAUGGAAUUCAAAUUGGCAAGGAGGCAACAUGUUUGGAAAUACGGGUGGCAGUUUGGAUUGGGGCCAGUCCGGUGGUAGCUGGAACCAGCCGCAUUUGAACACGUGGCAUGGCGACCAAGGAUGGAACAACGGCGGCAUGAAUAAUAUGAAUGGAUGGAAUAACAAUUGGAAUAAUGGCUGGAAUAGUAAUGGCUUCGGAAACAACAUGAAUAAUGGGUGGAAUAAUGACUGGACUGGUAGUGGCGGGAUUGGCUGGAAUAAUGGCGUAGGAAACAACUGGAACACUGGUCUGAAUAAUGGUUUCGGAAACAAUGGUUGGAGCGGUAAUGGCGGAUUGAAUGGCUGGGGAAACAAUUUGAACACUGGUUGGAAAAAUGGUUUGAGCAACAAUGGUUGGAGCGGUAAUGGUGGCUUAAAUGGCUGGGGAAACAAUUGGAACAAUAAUUGGGGCAAUAACUUUAAUAACGGAUGGACAGUUCCAGAAGGCCUUGCCCUGCAGUCUCAUUAAAACAUCCAUCAUUAUUAAGGAGCAAGAGACCAUGAUGACAUCAAACGAAUUUUAACACAUUAUCAUCAUUGAAACAAUAUAAUAUAAGCAAACUGAAAGUACACCUUACAUGAGAUAUUGAAAUUGUUCCUUUCAGCCUUUUUUUUGUAAAAUAAAUUUAUCAUGAUUUUAUUUGAAAAGACACCGUGUUUCUUUUAAUUUAUCAGCCAUGUUGUCUUGC